CUUUCAAAAAUAUAUGUAAAAAUAUUAGUUAGAGCUCAACGGGACCCACCCCUCUUCUUUUUCUGACCCAAGGGAGAUUUUAAUGAGUUCUUAUACUUCCAUGUAUACAACUUAGUUUAUCUAAUUAUUACACAGAUGAUCUAAACCCAGAAUAUGAACUAAAAUACUGACUAAACAGACCAGAGAAAUAUCAACUACAAUACGAACCCUUUCAGUAGUUAUGGUCUUGGCCAUUUGACCUCACUUCCCUCCCAUUUCAUCAAGUGGUUCUAGAGACGAACAAUCUUCAUUUGAAACUGCAAUGGGUUGAUCGAGCAUGUAGCAGAUUAAAUCAUAUGAUCAAUUCGAACUAAGAUGGCUACUUAGGGUAAUUAAUAUCCUACAAAGAACACUCUUAGCAUUCGCAUGUGCAGUCUGUUAUCAAGUACAUAAACAUAUAAAAUGUAGGUGAAAAAAGGCUAUUGUUUCAGAUGAAGUAAAGUAUUUAGAAAACUGAGUGAGCUGUCUGUAACAUUAUUAUGAGCUCUGGAAUUGCAUUAUUGAGGAGUAUAAUAUUGAUAGGAGGAUGAUGGGUCGUUAUUGGUUUUUUGAUAUUCUUUUAAUAGCUUUAAUUUAAUGUUGAGUUGAGGCUUAGAAAUGAAGAAAGGUGUCACUGUAAUGAUGAAGAAAAGAAGCUUUUCGAAGUUGGGAGGCAGGCAGGCCACCUGCUGAAGCUGAGCCAUUAGACAGCUACAGGUUGAGACAUUUUAUCAAAGAAACAAGUUGUUGAGUCUGCUCCCAAGAUCAACGAAAUGAUUGUUUGCUACCCCACUGACAUUAAUCAUCUAUAUAUCCUCUGCUUCAUCUCCCCAUUCUUCUAAACAAAGCUCACUCCUUCCAUUGGAACCUCCACAGAGAAGAAGAGAUAUUCAUUCUUCUGGUGAAGAACACUCCAAAGCCAUGGCAUUUGCAGGCACAACCCAGAAAUGUAUGGCUUGUGAAAAAACGGUCUAUCUCGUCGACAAGCUGACCGCUGAUAACCGCAUCUACCACAAAGCCUGUUUCAGAUGCCACCAUUGCAAAGGAACUCUCAAGCUGAGCAACUACAAUUCCUUUGAGGGAGUGCUUUAUUGCAGGCCACACUUUGAUCAGCUCUUUAAGAGGACUGGUAGUCUUGACAAAAGCUUUGAAGGUACUCCAAAGAUCGUAAAACCAGAGAAACCAAUUGAUGGCGAGAAACCGACAGCAAACAAGGUUGCUAGCAAGUUUGGAGGAACCAGGGAUAAAUGUCUUGGCUGUAAUAACACUGUUUAUCCAACGGAAAAGGUUACUGUGAAUGGAACUCCAUACCAUAAAAGUUGCUUCAAAUGCUGCCAUGGAGGAUGCACGAUCAGUCCUUCGAACUAUAUCGCUCACGAGGGACGACUUUACUGCAAGCACCACCACAUCCAACUGAUCAAGGAGAAAGGAAACUUGAGUCAGCUUGAGGGAGACCAUGAAAAGAUAACAGCAAAGGAGAAAAUCAAUGGUGGAGAGAUGGUGGCUUCAGAAGCCUGAUUUGCAGAAUCAAGCUUUACCAGAAUCUGUUUUUCCCUUCAUCAGACAAGAUACCGUAGUAUCCUCCUUCCUUUUAAGGCUAUGCACUAAGAGAAGUACCAGCAUCCGUUGCAUUUCCUGUUAAAAGUGUGUUUUUGGCCUGUCUGUUUUCUAAAUAUUAUUCAAAUAACAUGCUCAAACAGAUGCCAAGAUCUGUUUCAUUUUCACCAUCUUUCAUGUUGAAGAAGAGUGGCAUGUUUGUGGAUUUGAAUGUAUUCCUGUCAAUUCCAAUGGAUGCUUAUAAUUAUAAGUACAUUUGUCAUGUCUAUAA
This is a messenger RNA of Benincasa hispida (wax gourd), 1846 nucleotides long. RefSeq names its product LIM domain-containing protein WLIM1-like. NCBI's taxonomy places the organism in Eukaryota, Viridiplantae, Streptophyta, Magnoliopsida, Cucurbitales, Cucurbitaceae. The record is from RefSeq and is a predicted model, not a curated record.